AUGGGUGCGUACAAGUAUGUUUCUGAGCUAUGGAGGAAGAAGCAGUCUGAUGUCAUGAGGUUCGUGCAGAGGGUGAGGUGUUGGGAGUACAGACAGCAACCUUCCAUUGUCCGUCUCGUCAGGCCUACUCGUCCCGACAAGGCUCGUCGUUUGGGUUACAAGGCCAAGCAGGGCUUUGUGGUGUACCGUGUCCGUGUGAGACGUGGUGGACGCAAGAGGCCAGUGCCAAAGGGUAUUGUCUACGGUAAGCCCACAAACCAGGGAGUAACCCAACUCAAGUUCCAGAGAAGCAAGCGUUCUGUUGCCGAGGAGCGUGCUGGAAGGAAACUGGGUGGCCUCAGAGUCGUCAACUCCUACUGGCUCAACGAGGAUUCGACCUACAAGUACUACGAGAUCAUCUUGGUUGACCCGGCACACAACGCUGUGCGUAAUGACCCGAGAAUCAACUGGAUCUGUAACCCGGUGCACAAACACCGUGAGCUCAGAGGACUUACUUCGGAGGGAAAGAAGAACAGAGGACUGCGUGGAAAGGGUCACAACAACCAUAAGAACCGCCCGUCUCGCAGAGCUACAUGGAAGAAGAACAACUCUCUCUCCCUUCGUCGUUACCGUUAAUUGCAUUUUGCUGCUUUUCUUUAUUACUGCUAUCAUCAACUUCUAGGUUCCAUGUUGUUCCUCUUUUAUCUUUCGCUUUAUGACACUUGUUUUUGCAAAAUUUUGGAGACUAUACAAUUUCUUUUUAUGGGUUUAAAAGACAUUUGCUUGCUGAAGAGAGAUCUUAC
Messenger RNA from Eruca vesicaria subsp. sativa (arugula), 782 nucleotides. NCBI's taxonomy places the organism in Eukaryota, Viridiplantae, Streptophyta, Magnoliopsida, Brassicales, Brassicaceae. The record is from the annotation of a GenBank genome assembly.